AUGGAUCUGAUGCCAGAAUCUGAGCAUAUUCCUAGGUCGAUGGUUGAUCUGUUGAAUGAAUCUAAUGGUAAUAAAGUGCCUAAUUUCUUAUCUGGUAUUCAUAGCUUUCGUGAUAAAUUGAUGAAUAAAGUUAAUAUGACCAAAAAUGUGGGGAUUGAUAUUAACUGCUUGGAUACUGAUUAUGAGGGUUUGAAUGAUGAGGAUGAUGUGUUCAUCUCUCGUGGUGAGCGUGGGCCGAGUAUACACUUCUCUGAUCGUGCUAUGGCUCGAUUUUGUGAACCUUGGAAAAAUGCUUUGAUCAUUAAGCUCCUUGGUCGCUCUCAUACGUAUAACUACCUUCAUGAUCGCUUAGCUCAAAAAUGGAGUUUGGUGGGAGGGUGGAAGCUUAUUGACUUGGUGAAUGAUUAUUUUGUUGUGAGAUUUGAUUUGGAAGAGGACUUAAAUUUUGUGUUAACUGGAGGGCCUUGGAUGAUUGCGGGGCAAUACUUAACCAUACAACAAUGGAGGCUUGGUUUCUGCCCUUCUACUGCGCACAUCACAAGAAUGGCUGCUUGGAUUAGAGUAUCUGCCAUACAGCUUGAAUGUUUUGAUGUUUGGUCUCUUAGGAGGAUUGGCAACCUUCUUGGUAAAUUGCUGAAAAUUGAUUCGUUGACUACUUCGCAAAAUAGGGGUAAGUUUGCUCGUUUAUGUGUGGAGUUGGACCUAACUAAGUCCCUUGAUGCCUUUGUGCAAAUAAAUCAGAACUGGUACAAUAUUGAGUAUGAGGGAUUACCUGACAUUUGUUAUCUAUAUGGGUGUUAUGGUCAUAAAAGGGAGAAUUGUACUUUUAAAUCUGUGAAUUUGUCAGAUGAGGCAGGGAAAGCUCAAGGUGCAGGAGUGGGACCUAUGAAUCAUGACUCUGUUGGGGUUACAGAAACUGUGAAGAUGGCUGAGGAUAGCUUGCGAGGCCCUUGGAUGAAUGUGCAAUCUAGAAGGCGACCAAAAAAUAUUCGUAAGGAUGUUCCUGGGGCAGGGUUCUGGUGGUAG
This is a messenger RNA of Prunus dulcis (almond), 1026 nucleotides long. RefSeq lists its product as uncharacterized. Lineage: Eukaryota; Viridiplantae; Streptophyta; Magnoliopsida; Rosales; Rosaceae. The transcript has a single exon. Bases 1 to 1026 code for a protein of 341 amino acids. The record is from RefSeq and is a predicted model, not a curated record.